AUUGUUUCAUGCCACCAUUUGCGAUAAGGCUAGGACCAGGAUGGAAAAAGAUCUCCUCAUGAAUAGUUAUGAAAAGCUGCUCUCAACCUUUGGUGAACGUCCUGACUUACAGUAGUUGUUUCUCAAAGUGUGCUCUCUGGACUGCUGGUGGUUCCCUAGGUAAUUUCCAUGAUGUCCUUGAAUAAGUGGAUUAGAACACGAGCCUAAUUUAUUCAAUACUGGACAGGUAAUGUUUUAUUAUCUAUAGUAAAACUUAAAAAUGCAACUUCUGACGAAUAGUCACUUUUAUUUUCUGGCGUUUUUCCAAACCAUUUAGAGUAGCAAGUAAGCCUAUUGUUUUCAUUUGGUUAUUUGGAGUGUACCUGGUAUGUUUUAUUGAUCCUUUUCCUGAAAUAGUUUGAGAAAUACUGGCUUGGGAAAUGCACAAAAGCAAGUGGUGGUAAAUCAUGUUGCAUUUUCUGCGCAAAGGAAAACGCUUGAUUGCAAAACAUGGGGUAUGCAAAUCCGAGGGUUAUGAGGUUGUUGUUUUUUCGCAGAACACAGGUCACAGUCUUAUUUGGCAUGUGUUCAAAUUUGGUGCUUUUGUUGCGGUAUUCAGAAUCUCAACAUUGGGCCACAAAAGACUUCUACCUGUUCCUGCUUCAGUUUGGAUGACGAUAUGCCUUUUUUUUAUCACAGCGUCGACAAAACUAAUUUAGCAGCUUCAGUUUCAAUUUUUUAUGUACUGUAUCAUAAACAAUUGCUGGAUACCCAGUGGGAUUCAUUGUGGUCGUCUGUGAUCACACAUUUCUAGUCUUCUUGGAAUCCUCAUUGAACAUCUAAUUGCACACUUUUUGGGGAUGUUUUUGUUGUAUACGGCUAGACAGUGGAACCUUGGUUAAGCGUUAUAAAUCCAUUCCAAACAGGGGUGUGAGGGGCAGAUGCAGACCUGCCACCAUGUAUGAAUUUGAAGUUUCAGUUCAACCACCGAACACAAAUUUGAGCAAGAUUGAUUGAAAAGCAUGGCCACUGUCAGUCGCAACAUCUUUGCAAGGGUAUUGGGCAGGUCUAAGCAACUAAUUAUCCAUAAGUCAUUGAUCAUUUGUCUUAUGAUUAUAAAGCUUUGAGGAUAUCAGUAUUACAUGUAUGCUUGCUUGUCUUCCAGAGCAUUUUCACCACAACUCAUAGGGGAAGCCAUAAUGUCAUUUAACAGUCAACUAAUAAAAAGACAGAUCAACUUAUUAAAUAAAUUAGUUUGUGAAACAGAAAAGGUGACUCCCUGUCCAGUGAGAUAUAGAACAUUGUGAUGGAUUUGAAUAUUUUGGUCUAUUUGAUUUAUAUGUUGUACUUUGUAAAACAUUUGUUUCCUUUUGAUGCCUCUUUGUGAAAAAUGUAUCGCUGUAGGCUUUUCAUUUCUUUUAUGUAUCCUAUCCAAAAGUCAAUACUUCCCCUUGUUUGCUUUUCCCCAACCACCAUGGUCUCAGCUUGUAAUGAUAUUGGCUGAAGGAGGGAUUGUCAUUGUUGAUUGUACAUCAAACAAUGGCGCUCUCAGGGUCCAGUUUCAUUACACGGCACGCCCUGUUUGUCCUCAUAGCCUACAGGGUUUAUGCAUUUGACAUUAAGCAUUUAAUUUUCAAUCUAAACCACCCUGGUAACAUUCCUGCGUGUAUGCUUGCCAUAUUUCUAGCAAUUUUUGCAUUUAUGUUCCCACUUUUGUCUUGGUUUUAGCAGUAGAGGAAGCAGAGAAACACAGUGCCGGCUGGCUUCAGGAUAACGGGAUCUUAAGAUCGCAAACAUGCUUCAGGAGAUGAAGGAGAUUGGCUCACAUGCCAUAGACAUCUAUGACUACCUCGUGGCGGGAGUUGAUCCUCGGGUGAAGGAUUAUCCACUGAUGCAGAGUCCCAUUCCCAUGACUAUAAUUUUGCUGUGCUACCUGUUCUUUGUACUGUACCUGGGCCCUCGCAUCAUGGCCAAUCGGAAGCCGUUCCAUCUGAAGGAAACCAUGAUAGUCUAUAACUUUUUGCUAGUGGGGCUGUCCAUAUACAUUGUCUAUGAGUUCAUGAUGUCUGGAUGGGUUACAACGUAUACUUGGCGAUGUGAUGCAAUUGAUGUGUCUGACGGCCCUCAAGCAAUGAGAAUGGUUCAAGUGGCUUGGCUGUUCUGGUUCUCCAAGAUCAUUGAGCUCAUGGACACACUCUUCUUCGUACUGAGGAAAAAGAGUGGCCAAAUCACCUUCCUGCACAUCUUUCACCACUCCUUCAUGCCCUGGACAUGGUGGUGGGGAGUUGGCUACGCUCCUGGUGGAAUGGGUUCUUUCCACGCAAUGGUAAAUUCAUCCGUCCAUGUCAUCAUGUACUUCUACUACGGCCUUUCUGCCGCCGGGCCUCGCUUCCAGAAGUUCCUGUGGUGGAAGAAAUACAUGACUGCCAUUCAACUUACCCAGUUCGUCUUGGUGUCCCUCCAUGCGACUCAAUAUUACUUCAUGGACAGAUGCGACUACCAGUUCCCGAUCAUCAUCCACUUGGUGUGGAUUUACGGCACCUUUUUCUUCAUACUCUUCUCCAACUUCUGGGUGCAGGCGUACGUUAAGGGCAAGCGGUUGCCCAAGCAGGGCGUCCAGCCAUGUCAGGACGGCAAAGCCGCCAUCUACGCCAACGGCAAGCACCACGAGAACGGCGUCAAGCACGGGAUGGCCAACGGUACCAGCAACGGCUCAGCCCACCUGGAAAAUGGCAGUGCACCUAUGGGCAAAAUGAAGAAGGCCUAAGAUGCCUGUGAGGAAACACCCAGAAAGUAUGACUUGGUCAACUUAUCAAAGAUAAUUUUGGCAGUUUUUCCUGUUUUUAGUUUAAUAUGACAAAACAUAGGGAGAUAAUAUGGUUGAUGACUGACUUCCACAACGGGGAUCCCACAUUUUGUUUGGUUACAGUAGAUUGUCUCUUUUGAGUUUUGGGGAAACUUCUGUUGGGCACAAUGCAUGAAGAGAAGAUGUUUUGAAUGUUUCAUCUUCCCUGAUGUUGCACAAAUUUAAUACCACACUGGUCCCCCCCUCCAACUUCUCACUACUUAUGACCAUUCCCUACGACAUAAUGUACAGAAAACUUGAAAAUACUUUUUUUUUGUAAAUAGUUUUACAACAAAGAAAAAACUAAUUGUACUGGUAUGCUUUCUACUUUCUAAAUUGUCAAGUUUGUGUAUUUAAAGAAAUAAAAUACCAAUAAAACCUGUUUUAAAUUAUCUGA
Messenger RNA from Doryrhamphus excisus (bluestripe pipefish), 3221 nucleotides. NCBI's taxonomy places the organism in Eukaryota, Metazoa, Chordata, Actinopteri, Syngnathiformes, Syngnathidae. The record is from RefSeq and is a predicted model, not a curated record.